Molecule: messenger RNA, 481 nt
Organism: Hirundo rustica (Barn swallow)
Lineage: Eukaryota; Metazoa; Chordata; Aves; Passeriformes; Hirundinidae
Gene: INSL5
Product: insulin like 5
Exons: 2
Coding region: 1-423 (140 amino acids)
Cellular component (GO): extracellular region
Molecular function (GO): hormone activity
Source: RefSeq, a predicted model, not a curated record
AUGAGGGGCACCGUGCUGGCUCUGGGCUGCCUGGCUCUCCUGCUCCUGGCACGGGGAGGGGAAGGGGAAGGGAACACGGUGAGGCUCUGCGGGAGAGACUUCAUCAGGGCCGUGGUGUUCACCUGCGGCGGCUCGCGCUGGAGAAGGCACCUCACUGAGCACCACCACCACCACCACCACCUGCAGGAGAGUGAAAACCCCCAGCACUCCCCCCAGCAGGACGAGGGUGAGGCUGACUUCUCCUCGCACCCAGAGCCCAGGCUGGGCAUCCACAGCGAAGAACCCCGGGACGUCAAACCCGAGCGAGACUCGCGGAACGCCAGCGAAGUUUCCGCGCCGAGCAAGCGUGAGGCAGCCGACCUGCUCGCCACAUCCUGCUGCAACGUGGGCUGCAGCAGGAGAGAGAUCAGCUCACUCUGCUGAAACGCAACGCAACAGGGGAUUAAAAGAAUCAUGACACAAACCACGAUUCUUGCAGCUG